This is a messenger RNA of Brassica rapa (field mustard), 1146 nucleotides long. RefSeq lists its product as uncharacterized. Gene Ontology annotation, biological process: translation. Gene Ontology annotation, cellular component: ribosome. Gene Ontology annotation, molecular function: 5S rRNA binding; structural constituent of ribosome. Lineage: Eukaryota; Viridiplantae; Streptophyta; Magnoliopsida; Brassicales; Brassicaceae. The record is from RefSeq and is a predicted model, not a curated record.
CAUUCCGGUUUAACCAGCUUACUCGGUCUGGUUCAAAUUAAAUUUACUUAAUUGGAACCGACUUUUUAGGUUUCAUUGAGAUUCACCCCUCUCUUCCUUCCUUCUCUGAGUGUCUCCUCUGCGAAAUCAAACCGUCGUGCCCUCGCCAUCGAACUUCAGGUCGCCGGUUACUUCCCGAUUCGCGACUUCUUUUCUACCAUUUCAGAUACUACUAUAGUCAUGUUCGUUUGGUUGCCGCGAAAAAGCGUCGGCCGGCGUCGGCGUCGGCGUGAGCUUCAAUGAAAAUAGUUGUUGUUCGUUUCGUAGACGCCUACGCCGACGCAGCUUUAAUCGCAGACGCAGAUUUUUUCGGCGAUCGACGCGAGACGCAGCGUUUAGACGCAGACGCAAACAUAGUACCGGCGUCAAUGAAACGAACAAGAGUUUAUUAAAAAAAUUGACGCCGAAGCAACCGCAGGUAUAAUGUUGAAGCAAGUGGUUGGCAAGUACUCGAUAGGUAAAGCAAUUUAUGGAAGUAACAGAGCAUAUCUUAGACCUUUCUUGUUCCAAACCAAUUGUGGAUUUCACAAUGGGCAGACUGUUCUUGCUCCGAGAAGCUUCUUCGGCGUAGAAGACUACGUGGACGAUGACACAAGCCGACCAUACACAUACCAAAAGGAGAAAAAAUCGAAGAAUCCAGACAAACACGUCUCCUUCAAGCAACGGACAGUGGCGUACAUGGAGCCAUUCACACUCGACGUCUUCAUCUCAAAACGUUUUGUAUCCGCAUCUAUCACGCACCGUGUCACGUGCAAGCAAGUCGCGGUUGCGGGGACAAACUCAAAAGACGUAAAAGCGGUGUUGAGGUCAAGAUGCGAUAUCCCAGCGUGUAUGUCCAUAGGGAGGAUCUUGUCCGAACGAGCGAAAGAGGCUGAUGUGUACACGGCUUCUUAUACGCCUCGAGACCAAGACAAGUUUGAAGGGAAGAUCAGAGCUGUUGUUCAGUCCCUUAUUGACAAUGGAAUCGAUGUCAAAAUUUACCUGGAUUAGAUACGCAAAGGUUUGGUUCUGUGUUUAAAAAUUUAAGGUUUGACUUCGAAGUGUACUUGCUAUUAAAUCUGUUUCGUGAAUUCAACAAGAUAUAUGAGAAGAAAUGCUUAAUCACUU